UGUGCGGAUCGCUCUGCAUAGUUUCGGGUUCCAACAUGGCAACAAUGGCAACAAGUCACAAUUUGUCAGUAAUGACAAAUUCUUGCAUAAAACCUCCCGUAGAUCCCCAAACUGGAUUAUCGUCAACAAUGCAUGAAAGACCUAAGCCGUCAAUGAGCUACUUGUUCGAUGAAAUGAGUAACGGGUAUGUUUAUGAACACGACCGACAGCAGUUUUAUGAAAACGGUUCGCCUGAUCUUGUCACACCGGAACCCGCCUUGAAAACCAUUGCACGGGACUUAAGCAAUUGCACUGACGAAGAAUUCUAUGAAAAACUCACACAGAUAAAAAACGAACACAAGAAAACAUUGGUACUAUGUGAAAAGCUAUAUAAAGAGAAAGUCAACUACCAAAAUCAGCCAGAAAUUUCUGGCAUUGGGCCAAGACCGGUUAUAAUUACAUCAACAUUAAAUGGACUUGAUUCAUCAGCAUUUCAGAAUUCGGAUGUGACUUCAAGAGAUUAUAUUAAAGGUCAAGAAACUGUUUUAGACAGAUAUGCAAGUUCCAAACCACCACUUCCACUUUCUAAAACUCAAAGAAUUUCCCGUUCACCAUCAGAUAUACCUGUCUGCAGACCUAGCUCCGCACCUGUACACAGACGUGGUUCACUUACUAAGAGUUUGGAAGAAGAAGUUUGGAAGUCAAUUUCAGAAAGGAGAGAAAAACAAACAUUAGAUAAUUCUGAGGAUGAACAUCAUUUACAAAAUAGAAGUUAUGGGGAAAAUGAAAAUCCAGAAUUAUCUGGUGCUUUAUCACAUAUAGAAGAUAUGUGGGAAGAAUUUUCAAUUGAUGAAUAUUAUCCAAGAUCCAGACAAAGACCUUCCUCAGCCACAGUCACAAGGGGAGAAAAAGAAGAAAAGGAAUGGAGACAUAGGAUUACUAUUCCUAAACCAUUUAAAAUGACAAUAAGAGAAGAAAACAAAGAAAGAACAGUCUCAAAGGCUCAAAUUGAAUUAGAAGAACAAAGGAAACAACAAGAAGCUGAAGAACGAAUUGAAUGUUCAAAAAAAUUUAAAGCAGCACCUGUACCAGCUCAUGUGUACUUACCACUUUUUGAUGAAAUAAUGGAACAGCAAGAGACAAAACGAAGAUUCCUUCAGCAGAAUUCUCAAGAGUUACUGAAAUCUCAGGAAAAACCAUUUAAAUUUCAUUACAGAGAACGAAGUAAAGAAAGACAAACAAGAAUUCAAUCAGCUCCUACUCGAAGAGAAACAAAGUCAAAACACAUGUUCAAAGCUAAUCCAGUUCCAGAUUAUUUAUAUGAUAAUUCUGUUUAUGACAGAAUCCUAGAAGAGGAAGAAUAUAGAAAAAUUAGAAUGAAAAUGCGUUCAGAAGAAUUACUGAAAAGUUCAUCAUUGCCUUCUAACAUGGAAGCAUUGCAAAAAGCUAAGGAACUUAAAGCAAAAGAAAAAGCUAUAAAAAGAAAAAAGAAACAUUACUCAAAGACUAAAGUAAAUCAUGAGGUUCCAGAUUAUGAUGAACUUUACUUGCAUUUUCAAAAAGAGUUAUCAAGACGCAAAAAUGAAAGGGAUGGUACAGUUGUCAAACCAUUCCAUCUUCAUACAGAAAAUUUGAGAUCAAGUCGCGAAAAAAUUAUAUCUGACAUUGCAAACGAUGAAAGAACAUUGAAAGAGAACAGAUGGCCUUACAAAAAUCCCAGAACUACUCCACGAAGAAGUUUAGGCCAUCUAUCCACUUCUUUGGAUUCUAUACCAGCAAAGAUGACAAACGCUGCAUCACUCAGAUCUAGUCAGUCCAAAAAAAAACUGUCCACAAUGACAGAGAGGGAAAGAAGAGAGGUUGAUGAAGAGAGACGAAAACGAAACAAAGAGAUGAAAUAUCGUAGAUUAAUUAAUGAAAGAGCAUCGACAGAAAAUUUAUCUGAAACUAAUGAACAGAGGUUACGAAGAUACAGAGAGGCUGAGAGAGAAAGAAUGGAACAAUAUGAGAAGGAAUUACAAAACAUGAAGGACAGAAUUGACCAGAGACCAUUAUUGUUUGAACAAGAAACACAGGUCAACGCCAAAAAAACAGCUGAGAAGAAGUUUACUGCCAAACUACAUAGUCAUGGACUUAAUGAGGACGCCCUGCAGACUAGAAGUUCACGUACUGUUAGUGUCCACGAUAGUUAUGACAGUUAUGAUGAUGAUUUUGAUGACACCUACAUAAAAACAAAAGAAGUAGAAGUGGAGUCAUAGGACAAGGAUACAACAGACUUCACACUGAAGUCAGGACUUUAUUCUGAUGUUACAUGCAGUUAAAUUCAAAGUGAAAAGAACAAAAUGAGUGGCUGCUGCAAUAGAUGUAACAGAUGUUAUUUAUUUACAUGUAGAUUCAGAGUUAAGCAGUGACAAGACAUCUUUUGUUAGUUAGAUACUUAGUAACUUAGAUAAGGAACAUAUUACUUUGAACUGAGUUCAGGUAAUAACAGAUUUGAAAAAAAGGAAAAUAAUGAUUUUUUUUACUACUGUUUAGAAUGGUAAAUAAAUGUUUGAGAAAUGAAGAAUUCCACUCUUAUCAUGUGACAACAGCAAUAUUCCAUUUGUAAAUGGCAAAUGAUCAUUGUUUCAAUUUAUCAGAUAUUGUGAAUAUAAUUUUAAGACUUCUUCCAGUAAGUUUGGUUUAUUGAUAAGGUCAAUAUAUAGUGCAAAGAAAAUUAUGUCUUAAUCUCUUGUUUGUUUUGGAAUUGUUUCUAAUGAAUGGUAUUGAUUGUGAUAAACUAACAUUUAAAGUUGAUUUUUUUUUGUAAAUGCAUUUUCCAAAUAAAAAAAAACAGUACUGUCAAUGAAAACUGGAAUUUAUAGGUAAAAGUUAGUAGGUUAUGUAAAAUGUUUUAUCAGAGAGAAUGUGUAAAAGCUUUUAAUCAAAGUCUAAUUAGACAAAAGGAAAGAAGGCAUUGUUUUGACAUUUAAUUUUUUUAUAAGAAAGACUAGCUUUAUAAUGACAAAAUCCAAUAAAAAUUAGUAAUAUAUAGGACAUUAUUAAUAAAUAGACGAUUAUAGUAAUAGAAAUUUGUACCUGAGCUUUUUAUGUAUUUCUACUAUAACCAAGUUUCACAUUCCAUUAGAAAGUAGAUCUUGCUACUGUGCAAGAGGUUAUUAAAACAGUUUUUGCAUUUGGUAAAUUACAUAGAUUCAGGUUUUUGACACAUUAUUCAUUUAAAAAGCAAGAGAAAAGCACCUCAUGUGUUUGUUCAUUGUAAUUUGUUUGUAAUGUACAUGUCUUGUAAGACAGAUGACUCAAAUGUUUAUUAUCCCAUAAGACAGUGGUAACUAAACUUGGCUUGAUACAUUGUAACAAAAGUUAAUUUUGUAUUUUUUUGUAUUUGUAAAUGUAUACUUGAAAUUUUUUUUUUUUAUUUAAGUAGAAGCUGAUACUAUCCUUUUGUCACUUUUUAUGCCCCAUUUAUGGGCAUUAUGUUUUCUGAUCUGUGCGUCCGUCUGCUGGUAUGUCUGUCCCGCUCUAGGUUAAAGUUUUGGUCCAGGUAGUUUUCGAUGAAUUUGAUGUCCAAUCAACUUGAAACGUAGUACACAUGUUCCCUAUGAUAUGAUCUUUCUAAUUUUAAUGCCAAAUUAGAGUUUUUACUUCAGGCUCACGGUCAACUGAACAUAGAAAAUGAUAGUGUGGAUGGAGCAUCGGUAUACUGGGGACACAUCCUUGUUAUUAAUGAUAAAAGUAGUGUAUUAUGUUUUUCUGUUGCCUGCACCAGUCCAUCUUUUUGUCUGUCCAAUAUUAAGUUAAAGUUUUAAUGUAAGGGUGUUCACUAUCAAGUUGUGGUCUCUUCUACUUAAAACAUAGUAGUUAUUAAAAAUAUGUUUGAUUAUGGUUUUAAUCCAAAAUUUGUGGUUUAAUAAAUAUUGAAAAGGGAUAAUGUUUGAAGGGCAUGAUAUCUCUUGGCAUAUAUUCUUGUGUAAAAGACGCAUUUGUUUUAUCUCCUACUCUAGGUAUGAGAAUGGCCAGUAUAGAUAUUAAGUUUUAUGUACAUGUGUUAGUACUGUAAAAUAUCCUCACUAAGUCUCAAUAUGAAGAAGAAGAUUAGGAACCAAACCAGAAAUGUCCAUAUUGUGCUUAACAAUUGAUAAUGGCACAUCUAUAUGUUAAAAAGAUAUUUUUUUUAGAAAAAAAAGAAGAAAUCAUGAUUUCUUGGACAUGUUCGAGCUAUUUAAUGAUUAAACUUUUUGUAGAAACAAAAUGAAGUAGUAAAAUUUGAAUUGGAAGACUAAUGCUUGCUUAAAAAAAAUAUUUGAAAGCCAUGUUAAUUCCCCCUUUCCCUUUUUUAAAAAUUUGAAUGAUUGUCAAUCUUGAAAUAUUUUAUUUUUAAUGUUUUAUUAUUGAUAUAAAAACUGUUAAAUAUAUUUAUCAACUAUUAUGUUUAUAGAUAAGACUACAGAUCAAAUGUUGUAACGUUACACAGUUUUUAAUG
Messenger RNA from Mytilus trossulus (common blue mussel), 4462 nucleotides. Its product is annotated as protein FAM161A-like. Lineage: Eukaryota; Metazoa; Mollusca; Bivalvia; Mytilida; Mytilidae. The record is from RefSeq and is a predicted model, not a curated record. The transcript has 5 exons. Gene Ontology annotation, biological process: cilium organization. The coding region runs from base 36 to 2237 and encodes 733 amino acids. Gene Ontology annotation, cellular component: cilium.